AUGCACGUUAGCUCUAACGAGAACACAGGUCCUAAUGAACGCCGCACGAUUAGCCGAGAAGAUGUCGGUUUUUACAACGCUCUUGUCAUAGCAGCAGUCUACGAGAUUGCAGACGAAAAUGUAGAUGUCGUUUCAACUCAGUCUUUCAUAUCUCCUGUGAAGCACUGCAUCCAAGAGCACCCAUUCCUGAGUGUGGUCGUCAAGAACAAACAUACGGAGACACCAGCUUUCGAAGGAGUCUCAACCAUGAAUCUGGAAGACCACAUUUCGAUAGUCCACGACGAGACCAGUGAUGAGACAGCUGCUUUUCAAAAGAUUCUUCCACCUAUUCUUGACAGGCCAUGGCCCGCCGAUGUUCCUCCAUGGCGAAUUGUUGUCCUUCCUCUUGCUUCGCAUGACUUCAAAGUGAAGCGUUGCUUUAUAGUCUUUUCUUUCUCUCACACCCUCGGCGACGGCAUGGUGGGAAUGACAUUCCAUCGUACCUUCUUGAACGUAUGGCAGAAGAACACCAUUGCAGAUCUGAAAGAAUCCUUCUUGGUGACACCACCAAAGCAAGUGCUCACGGCACCCUUUGACACGCCCGAAAGACUGCCCAUCUCUUGGAAAUUCCUCCUGGCACCUCUACUAGCUGUGUAUUUUCCAAGAUUCUUAAACAACCUUCUCGGCCUCCGCCCGGCUGUCAGCACAGUUGACGACGGUACAUGGAUAGGCGCGCCCAUAUUCGUUAACCCCAAGACAACCACCAGACUAAGAAUCCUCGAGAUUGAGGCCCAGCUAGUCAAGAAUGCACUACAAGCAGCGAGAUCUCACGAUGCCAAGCUCACCGCGACGAUGCACCUGCUCAUCACCCGGGCUUUGAGCCAGGCUUUGACUGACCCAAAGAUAAACAAUUUCGUCUCAGGGACGGCGGUCGAUAUGCGCUCAUCUGUGGGAAUCCCAGCCUACACGUGGGGUCUUUUCGUGAACGGUCACUAUGAAGUCCAUCCACGCAUACAUGAGAUCGGUCCCGGCUUCUCAGAUGCAAUGUGGGCUUCUGCAAGCUCCAUUACGAAGAGAUUAGCUGAAUGCCAUGUGAGACUACAUGAUCAAGCUAUCGGUCUUUUGAGAUAUGUUCCCAGCAUCCGAAAGUGGAUUCAAAAGAAAAUUGGACAUGAAAGAGAUUGCUCGUUUGAAUUCAGCAAUCUACUUGCUUUUGAUGGUGGUGGGAAUCCAGAUUGCAGUAUUAGCAAAAUGGUGUUUUCGAGGCCCGCUAAUCCGAUUAGCGCGCCUAUGGACUUUAACAUCAUUAGUGUCAAGGGUGGUAGUUUGGUUUGUACGAUUAGUUGGCAGGCUGGGGCUUGGGGUGUGCCUAUUGAUGAGGAGAGCAUGCUGGUUGAUGGGAUAUGUUCAUCACUUCGACGGGGUUUCGAGGCUUUCUGA
This is a messenger RNA of Penicillium maclennaniae, 1419 nucleotides long. RefSeq lists its product as uncharacterized. Gene Ontology annotation, molecular function: N-acetyltransferase activity. The record is from RefSeq and is a predicted model, not a curated record. The transcript has a single exon. Bases 1 to 1419 code for a protein of 472 amino acids. NCBI's taxonomy places the organism in Eukaryota, Fungi, Ascomycota, Eurotiomycetes, Eurotiales, Aspergillaceae.